Messenger RNA from Thrips palmi, 2124 nucleotides. Its product is annotated as solute carrier family 2, facilitated glucose transporter member 8-like. Gene Ontology annotation, molecular function: transmembrane transporter activity. Bases 222 to 1865 code for a protein of 547 amino acids. The record is from RefSeq and is a predicted model, not a curated record. The transcript is spliced from 6 exons. Gene Ontology annotation, cellular component: membrane. Gene Ontology annotation, biological process: transmembrane transport. NCBI's taxonomy places the organism in Eukaryota, Metazoa, Arthropoda, Insecta, Thysanoptera, Thripidae.
GGGCUCGUCGCCGCUCCGCCCGAGGCAGUCGCGUCUCCGCAGUGCUCUGCCUGCUUGCCUGCUCUGCAUCGCCGACGCGACGUCCUGCCGGCGCCGGCCGCCUUGUCCUGUCGUCUGUGGUCGUCUGUCGUCCCGGGAGCCAGCAUCAUCUCGUCGGCUACCGAGGGGAGACCAGGCCGUGCCGUGUCGAGCCGUCGAGGCCCGCCGCCCAAUCAGGGACGAUGAACAACAAGAUCUCCUUCGACAGAGAGAGCGGCUCCGUGGGCGUCUCGCAAAGCAGAAGUCCUGCACCGCCCAAAACGCCACCGCCGAGCAUCGCCUUUCGACAUGCCAUCCCGCAGGUGGUCGCGUCCUGCGCGGCGCUGUCGCUCGCCAUGCACGCCGGCAUCAACAUGGCCUUCGCCGCCAUCAUGAUCCCCCAGAUGGAGCGCCCCGACAGCGCCAUCCGCGUGGACCGUGACUCGGCGUCCUGGAUCGCGGCCGCGGUGGCGGUGACGACGCCGGUCGGGUCGUUGUUGUCGGGGCCCCUGAUGGACUGGCUUGGGAGGCGUUCGGCCUGCAUGGUGACCGCCGUGCCGCUCUUCUUGGCGUGGGUGGUGCUGCCGCUGGCCGCGGGGCCCUGGCCUGUCCUGGGCAUCGUGUACCUGGCCCGCGUGCUGGCCGGGGUUGGCGCGGGGCUGUCGACGGCCGCGGGGGUCUACGUGUCCGAGGUGGCGCACCCCUCGCUGCGGCCCGCACUGCUGUGCCUCAACAGCGUGUCCGUGGCGGCGGGCAUCUUGCUGACGGCGUGCUUGGGGACGGUGAUGCCGUGGGGCUGGAUGGCGGUGGUCUUCGCCGCCACCGCCGCCGCCUCCAUGCUCGCCCUGCUGCUGCUGGCGCCGGAGAGCCCCCACUGGCUGCUCAGCAUGGCGCCGGGCAAGCAGAUGGAGCAGCGGGCCGCCCUGGCGCGCCGGUCGCUACGCCGCCUCUACAAGGACGACGAGAUGAUGGAGGCGUGCUGGGACCGCCUGGUGGAAAACGCGGGGACGGCCAACAAGACCAGAGGGCAUGCCGAUGAGGACGGCGUGGACGGCGAGGGCCAGAACCUCCUGGGCAGGCGUGUGUUUCGCAGCGUGAGUGUCUUCCUGCAGCCAGCCACCGCCAAGCCCAUGGCCCUCCUAGCCAUCAUCUUCAUCCUGCAGCAACUCUCCGGCACCUACGUCAUCAUCUUCUACGCCGUCCCCCUCUUCGCGCAGAUGGGCAGUCGCUUCGGCACGGUGGUGGACGAGUUCGGCGUGAUGGUGGUCAUGAGCGUGGUGCGGUUCGUGAUGAGCAUCGUGACGGCCUUGCUGUCCCACCGCGUGGGCCGCCGCCCCAUGAUGAUGGUGUCGGGGCUGGGCAUGGCGGCGUGCUCCGUGGCGGCGGGCUUCACGCUGCGCACCGCCCUCACCCCCGACCUCGCGCCCGUGGCCGUCAACGCCACGGCCAACACCACGGAGGCGGGGGUGUCGUCCGUGCUGGGGGCUGAGGUGUUUGAAGCCAGCUGGCCACCACUGGUUUUCGUCGUCCUCUUCGUCAUGUUCAGCUCACUGGGGCACCUGGUGAUACCAUGGACGCUGGUGUCCGAACUGCUACCCCUGGCGAGCCGCGGCAUGGGCAGCGGGCUGCUGGUGUCGCUGGCGUACUUGUUCAUGUUCGGCGUGGUCAAGAGCUUCCCCUACUUCAUGGCGGCGGCGGGCGCGCGCAACGUCUUCCAUGUGUUCGGUGCCAUGUCGUGCGUCGGCACGGUCUUCGUGUUCUUCUUCCUGCCCGAGACGUUGGGUCGCUCGCUGGCCGAGAUCGAGAAGUACUUCGUCAAGAAGAGCGAGUCUCGAAGGGAGAGCUGAUCCAGUCAAUGUUGCUCUGGACGUUAAAAGCAAGACCUAAGUCAUGUACAAACUUAUUCGUGAUAUGUGAUAUUUUUUAUAGGAUGGGUCCAUUUUUAUAUUGAACAUUUUACUUGCAUAUUAUAUGUUGUACAUAACAUUACUUUAAAAGAAUAUUUUAAGAAAAACAAUCGGUGACCCUGCUCUGCUUGUAGUUCCCGGUUAUGUUCUGUGAUUAUCAAUUUUUACAAAUGUUUUAUAAUAAAAUGUUGCAUUGUGA